Tribolium madens (black flour beetle) is the source of this 1375-nucleotide messenger RNA. RefSeq names its product AN1-type zinc finger protein 6. Gene Ontology annotation, molecular function: zinc ion binding; DNA binding. The record is from RefSeq and is a predicted model, not a curated record. Bases 367 to 891 code for a protein of 174 amino acids. The transcript is spliced from 5 exons. NCBI's taxonomy places the organism in Eukaryota, Metazoa, Arthropoda, Insecta, Coleoptera, Tenebrionidae.
UCAGUCGUGCGUUGGAAGUGUAGAAAUCGAGUAGGCUUGGCGUGUGGUAAAUACGCGGAGUGUUCUUUCACAAUAUUAUCUUAGUGUGCUAGAUGAUCGUCAAUUUUUUUUUUUUUGUGAUAAAACAAGUGAAUGAAUAGCUGUGUAUAAAUGUAUUGUUUCUUUUUGGAUGAGAAAGGAAACUGGGGGAAAUAGAGAAAAAAACAAACAAAUGUCGUGACAGAUAAAUCCAUCAAGUAUUGUUUCGUGACAGGGUGUCCACUCGACUCGCCAUCACCAACUCGGACCCUCAACACGUCAUAAUUUUAAUUUUUUGAGUUUUUGAUUUUUUGUUGUGGUUUUUAAUUUUUUGUAAAAAAAAAAACAAUGGAGCGCGAGUCCAAUCCAAUGCAAGCACUUUGCCGUUCCGGAUGUGGAUUUUACGGAAGUCCGGCGACGGAUGGUCUUUGCUCACUCUGUUAUAAGGAGGCCCUCAAGAAAAAACAACAACUUCCAUCCACUCCUACAAGUCUUAGCGCCCUUAGGGACACAACAACGGCCCAAACAACAAUCAAUCAUUUAACGUCUCCCCCCGUUUCGGAACUUUCCGUCGAGAGUGUGGAAGAAGCCGCCGCUGGUCCGAAUUCGUCCGAUGUGUCAUCGUCGGAAUUGGAGCAAAACGGUGAAGAGAAAGAUGCCGAUAAAGACGCCAAAAAGAAGAAAAAUCGUUGUGCUACGUGCCGCAAGAAGGUUGGCCUGACUGGUUUCGAGUGCCGUUGCGGAGGUUUGUUUUGUGCGAUCCAUCGAUACAGCGAUAAACACGACUGCAGUUUCAACUAUCGAGAAAUGGGGGCGCAAGAAAUCCGACGUAACAAUCCUGUGGUCGUCGGUGAAAAAAUCCAAAAAAUAUGAACCCCGCCACACAGUGCCAUGCACCAAAAAUCACCACAUCCCGCCUAAAACAAAAGUGUGUGUGUAUGUAUUUAUGACGCUGCGGGGUGGGUGUUAGUGCGAGAAAGUGACAUCUAGUGUUAAAAUUGCCACCCUUUUUGAAAAAAAUUUUUUUUCGGAUUAUAAAUAAAUAAUGAAAGUAUAGAAUCCAUGUAUUUUAAGCUUUUUUGAUUUUGUUGUUGUGUAUAUAGUCGGACUAUACGAAAGCCGGGGUUUAAAAAUGGCUGAUUUUCUGUCUAUUUUAGUUAAUUUUUGUUUAGGAGUGGAAUAAUCAAUGUUUUUGUUUCAAUGUUGCCAACACUGUGGAAAAAGUUAGUGUCGUCGAGUGCAUAGAGAACGGGAGUGUUCAUUUUAUUGUGACACUUAAUUUCGUUGAGCUUUUCAUGUAUAUUUAGAAUUUUUCUCUACAUGUAGAAGAGUGGAAAUUAUACAAAAACUUAAUGGA